AUGGAUGCUUCAGGUCAGAACAUGUUUAGGAUGAAGAUCAAGGUGUUGACAGAAAGAAUGUUCAAACAUCUUCGGAAAUGGUUUGUCACUCGCUUUUUGGGGCACCCUCGGCGAAGAACAAGGCUGGUUUCCAAAGAUGGAAGGUGCAACAUAGAGUUUGGCAAUGUGGAGGCACAGACAAGGUUCAUAUUCUUUGUGGACAUUUGGACGACGGUGCUUGACCUCAAAUGGAGAUACAAGAUGACCAUCUUCAUCACAGCCUUCUUGGGGAGCUGGUUCCUCUUUGGCCUCCUGUGGUACGCUGUGGCCUAUAUUCACAAAGAUCUCCCCGAGUUCCAUCCACCAGACAACCACACCCCUUGCGUGGACAACAUUAAUGGUUUGACCUCAGCUUUUCUGUUUUCUCUGGAAACGCAAGUGACUAUUGGCUAUGGAUUCAGGUGUGUGACCGAACAGUGCGGCACUGCCAUCUUCCUGCUCAUCUUCCAGUCUAUACUCGGAGUCAUCAUCAAUUCCUUCAUGUGUGGCGCCAUUUUAGCCAAGAUCUCCAGACCCAAAAAGCGUGCGAAGACCAUUACCUUCAGCAAGAAUGCCGUGAUCAGUAAGCGGGGCGGAAAGCUGUGUCUCCUCAUCCGAGUGGCCAACCUCCGGAAGAGCCUCCUCAUUGGCAGUCACAUCUACGGGAAGCUUCUGAAGACCACGGUCACUCCUGAGGGGGAGACCAUUAUUUUGGACCAGACCAAUAUCAACUUCAUAGUCGAUGCCGGGAAUGAAAAUUUGUUCUUCAUCUCCCCACUGACCAUUUACCACAUCAUUGAUCACAACAGCCCCUUCUUCGACAUGGCGGCAGAAACACUUCUCCAGCAGGACUUCGAGUUAGUGGUGUUUUUAGAUGGCACCGUGGAGUCCACCAGCGCCACCUGCCAAGUCCGGACAUCCUAUGUCCCAGAAGAGGUGCUUUGGGGCUACCGAUUUGCUCCCAUCGUGUCCAAGACCAAGGAAGGGAAAUACCGCGUGGAUUUCCAUAACUUCAGCAAAACAGUGGAAGUGGACACCCCUCACUGUGCCAUGUGCCUUUAUAAUGAGAGAGAUGCGAGAGCCAAGAUGAAGAGAGGCUACGACAACCCCAACUUCACUUUGUCAGAGGUCAACGAGACAGAUGACACUAAAAUGUAG
Messenger RNA from Eptesicus fuscus (big brown bat), 1176 nucleotides. It is a transcript of the gene KCNJ1, whose product is annotated as potassium inwardly rectifying channel subfamily J member 1. The transcript has 2 exons. Gene Ontology annotation, cellular component: plasma membrane. Lineage: Eukaryota; Metazoa; Chordata; Mammalia; Chiroptera; Vespertilionidae. Gene Ontology annotation, molecular function: ATP-activated inward rectifier potassium channel activity. The record is from RefSeq and is a predicted model, not a curated record. Gene Ontology annotation, biological process: regulation of monoatomic ion transmembrane transport; potassium ion import across plasma membrane. Bases 1 to 1176 code for a protein of 391 amino acids.